Molecule: messenger RNA, 1728 nt
Organism: Rotaria sordida
Lineage: Eukaryota; Metazoa; Rotifera; Eurotatoria; Philodinida; Philodinidae
Source: the annotation of a GenBank genome assembly
AUGAUGAACAUUUCAAAAUUUGAAAAUUUACCUAAUGAAUUAAUAAUUGAAUGUUUGGAAUAUUUAUAUAUAUUUGAUACUCUUCAUUCACUCAAUGGAUUAAAUGAUCGUUUGGACAAACUUAUUCGAACUGUACCAUUAAAUCUUAAUUUUAUUCUUGUUAAUAAAAAAAGAUUAGAACAUUUUUGUCAACAUACAUUAUUAUAUCCAGAAAUAAGGGAACAAAUUUAUUCACUACAUUUAUCGAAUGAAAAUCGAUGUGAUCAAAUCGAAACAUUUUUAGCUCAUAUAUCACUCAAUACAUUAAACAAUUUACAUACAUUAAUUUUAACUCAUAUUGAAAAAGAAAAUCUUAUUCAAUUAAAAUCAAUGUUAUCAUUAUCAAUAAAUUUAUGUUAUUUUAAAUUGAUCUCAUCUCAAAUUGAUGAAGAUGAAUUAAUAGCUGUUCUACCAUUAUCAAAAUUAGAAAAAUUAUCAAUUCUAUCAUUAAGAUCAUUUUUAUUAUAUAUUCAACAACCAACUAAAAUUAAAUAUUUAACAUUAUUUAAUUGUUCUUUAGAACAAAUAAUAUGUAAAUUAUUUCCGUAUGUUCCUUUUUUAAAAUAUCUGAAUAUUAGUUAUGUAUCUAAAUAUAAUCGAUCAAUAAAAGAUAUUGAUAUUAUUAAUAAAUAUAAAUGUAUUAAUUUACAAACAUUAAUUAUAGGAGAGUUUAAAUAUAACUUUGAAGAUUUUGUUAUCUUAGUUCAACAUAUACCAAAUUUAAAAAAUUUAACAAUAUCAACAAAUUAUAAUAAAACAAUGAUUAAUGCAUUAAAUUGGGAACAUUUAAUUGAAUCUUCAUUACUAUAUUUAAAUAUUUUUAAAUUUAAAUUUUCCUUUAAAAAAAUAUAUAAUAAUGAAACAUAUUUCGAACAAAUGAUGUUUUUUCAACGUAAAUUUUGGAUUGAACAACAUCAUUGGUAUACACAAUUAAUAUCAAAUCAAUAUUCAAUAUGCAUAUACACAAUACCUUAUUUGUCAAAUACAUUUAAAUUAGAAUCGGAUACUGUUAUACAUUAUAAUACAAUUUUUACAAUGUCAAAUUUAUUUGAUUAUAUAACUCAUUUAACAUUAACUGUUCAAUCUAUAAAUGAAAAAUAUCAAUUUUAUUUUCCAAAUAUUAUUUCAUUAACACUUAUUAAUUCAAAUGAUGUGUUAAAUAAUUUUUCUGAACAUAUUGAUUUUAUUCAAUAUUUAAAAAUGAUUAUUAAUUUAUCAAAUUUAAAACAUUUAGAUAUUUCAAAAUAUAAAAAAAUUAUUUUAUCAGGUAAUUUAUUAGCUAUCAUGAAGGAAACACCAAUGUUAAAUUCAUUAAAGAUUAAUUCCAUCGAUUUAAUGUUAUUAUAUAAUAAUGAAGAAUUGUGUGAAUAUUUGAUAAUGAUGAUUAAAAAAUUAAAUAUACAUAAAUAUAAUCUUUGUUCAUUAAAAACAUUUGAAGAACUAAUGAUCUUUCAUACAGUAUUUCAACAUAUUACUAGUCUUCAAUGUAACAUCAAUAGUUCAGAACAAUUCUCUUUUAUCUUAGAACGAUUCCCAUCUUUAUCUACUUUAUGUAUUUAUAUGUCGUCAUCAUGUUAUAAUUUUUAUGCUUAUAAUUAUCUUGAACAAUUAUCAUCUGAAUGGCGUAUCAAGUAUCGUACUAAACAGGCUUAUAAAAAUGUAAAUGAAAUUUCUAUAUGGAUUAAUUGA